GUUACUCUAAGCGUAAGGAAUACGUAGGAUUCUUCACAAAGUCGGCGAACUAAGGCUCUGAAAUAGACGAGAGGCAGCCCCUCGAGUUAGGGAGUUAUAACUGCGCAGGGCAUAUCCGUGCUCGUCUUCAUCGUGGCGGACAAGCUGACGCCGGAUGAGAUGGAGGCACUCCGGCUGUACCUGGAGUGGUACCUCCUUUGCUGCCGUGUGCCAGGGCACACAGAGGGCUCUCUGCUGCAGCUCGAGGGCUCUCACUUCUCCCCCUCUCCCAGCCACGAUUGCGUGCCUGCGAUAGUGUUCAACUCAAUGCAGCAGAGGUCAUGGCCGAAUUGGGCGAUUAUGAGUCAUGAAGAGAUUGAUGGGGUGCUGGUGAUGUAAAACUACCAGGUGACGAGGCAGCAGAGAAACAAUAGGGAGGUGGAUCGCUUGAGGAACUGUAAAACCAAUGUGUGUAUUUAACUUGGACACUC
Closterium sp. NIES-67 is the source of this 470-nucleotide messenger RNA. NCBI's taxonomy places the organism in Eukaryota, Viridiplantae, Streptophyta, Zygnematophyceae, Desmidiales, Closteriaceae. The record is from the annotation of a GenBank genome assembly.